CCGGAAGUGGGAAGAGGAGGAGGAGGAAGGGUAAUUGAACUCGUCCGGGGCCUUGCGGGGCCUUUGAGGGCUGGGGACUGAUUGUCGCUUCGGAUUACUCGGGUCGGUUUAACUUCCAGAGAAGGAGAAGCCAGAGUGCUCACAGAGGUGUAUCCUGUGGCUUGUCUGAUUGGGAGCUCCAAAUCCAGUUCUGUUGUCUUCAACUUAAUCAGACAGACACAAUGGAGGCACCUCCAGUCACCAUGAUGCCUGUCACUGGAGGCACCAUUAACAUGAUGGAGUACUUACUGCAAGGGAGUGUUUUAGAUCACAGUUUGGAAAGCCUCCUCCACCGCCUUCGUGGUCUGUGUGACAACAUGGAACCUGAGACUUUCCUUGACCACGAGAUGGUGUUCCUCCUUAAAGGCCAGCAGGCCAGCCCAUUUGUCCUCAGGGCCCGGCGCUCUAUGGAUCGGGCUGGAGCACCCUGGCAUCUGCGCUAUCUGGGACAGCCAGAAAUGGGAGACAAGAACCGCCAUGCCCUGGUGCGAAACUGUGUAGACAUUGCCACGUCUGAGAACCUCACCGACUUCUUGAUGGAAAUGGGCUUCCGCAUGGACCAUGAGUUUGUUGCCAAGGGACACCUGUUCCGUAAGGGCAUCAUGAAAAUUAUGGUGUACAAGAUUUUCCGCAUCCUUGUGACAGGAAACACAGACAGCACUGAGGCCUUGUCACUCUCCUAUCUUGUGGAAUUAAGUGUUGUUGCCCCAGCUGGGCAGGACAUGGUCUCUGAUGACAUGAGGAACUUUGCAGAGCAAUUGAAACCUCUGGUUCACCUAGAGAAAAUAGACCCCAAAAGGCUCAUGUGAUUAUAUGAAUCUGUCUCUCUUCACCUGUUAGAAAAAACAUGAUGUAGGAUUGGGGAUUUAGCUCAGUGGUGCUGCUGCCUGCCUUCCAAUCCAAGGUCCCAAAUUUUAUCCCCAGUACUAAAGAAAAAAGAUGACAUAAAUGCCCCAUUUCACCACUGGCAGGCAGGCAUUAUUCCUUCAGGAAGAAGGGUGGCGAGGAUGUAGUUCUAUGCGUGCUUUCUUAUGUGGUAGUUUCACUUUCAUGGUGGCCCUUUGUGUGUGUGAAACUGGAAAUUGAUUUUUUUGUUUUGUUUUUGUUCUUGGUACCAGAGUUCGA
Molecule: messenger RNA, 1164 nt
Organism: Fukomys damarensis (Damara mole-rat)
Lineage: Eukaryota; Metazoa; Chordata; Mammalia; Rodentia; Bathyergidae
Gene: Med18
Product: mediator complex subunit 18
Exons: 3
Coding region: 222-848 (208 amino acids)
Biological process (GO): termination of RNA polymerase II transcription; regulation of transcription by RNA polymerase II
Cellular component (GO): core mediator complex; mediator complex
Molecular function (GO): transcription coregulator activity
Source: RefSeq, a predicted model, not a curated record